Molecule: messenger RNA, 642 nt
Organism: Entamoeba invadens IP1
Lineage: Eukaryota; Evosea; Mastigamoebida; Endamoebidae
Exons: 1
Coding region: 1-642 (213 amino acids)
Source: RefSeq, a predicted model, not a curated record
AUGGAGUUGAAAGAACCCUCCUCCUCUUUUUCAAUGCCACUUUCAAACUCCCGUCUUAAGACGAUGUCGGCGCCAAAGCAGCCCAAAACGCGCCCGAACAAAACGUCGCGUGAGAUCAGAAAUUACCAAACCCUGCAACAAGCAGUCUUAAUUGCGCUACUGAACCAAUAUGCAGAGGUUGUCUUCAAACAGCCAGCAAAGAAGAGUGUUACAACUUAUCAAUUCAUGCGAAUCAAAUCGAUUAAAUUCACACCGCAGAACACUAUCGCAUUCAACGAAUUUUUGAAGAGGCGGUGCGUCGAGCAUUACACGUUUGACAUCACCAACAACACACCAAUGAAAACCGCCAAACGACGAUACCAAACAAAUAAAAAGACUGAUGGCAUUCACUUACUGAUGGACCUUCUGACAGAGUGUGGGUACUUCUUUGUGACCAAACUCACCGAGGGUAAGAGCGGGACUGUGAAGUUGGAUAACAUCAUCCAAAUACUGAAGGACGGGAAGACCGUUGUCGAGAAGAACGAACUCUGCAAAAUAGGAGAAACGGUCAACGAGAUGCUCACUAAGUGGCUCGAAAACUCGGGAAAGGAAAUGGUCCUCAAACGAAAUAACCCCGAUCUUGCUCAUAUCAUUGUUAUAUAA